Messenger RNA from Acinonyx jubatus (cheetah), 2068 nucleotides. It is a transcript of the gene POLR1F, whose product is annotated as RNA polymerase I subunit F. Gene Ontology annotation, cellular component: RNA polymerase I complex. The record is from RefSeq and is a predicted model, not a curated record. Gene Ontology annotation, biological process: DNA-templated transcription initiation; DNA-templated transcription. Lineage: Eukaryota; Metazoa; Chordata; Mammalia; Carnivora; Felidae. Bases 47 to 1048 code for a protein of 333 amino acids. The transcript has 4 exons.
UUUGCCUGCGUCAGCGGCGCGCGCCGCGGGAAACCUGACAGGCCGCAUGGCUGCGGGUUGUGCAGAGGCUCCGCCGCCGAAGGCGGCCUCUGAGGGACCAGUGGCGGGACCGGCCGGCGUCCUGCCCUGCCUAGAGCUGCCAACCUACGCUGCCGCGUGUGCGCUGGUGAAUAGCCGCUACUCCUGCCUGGUGGCGGGGCCGCACCGAAGACACAUCGCACUUUCGCCGCGCUACCUUAACAGGAAACGCACCGGUAUCCGAGAACAGCUCGAUGCGGAACUCCUGCGCUACUCCGAGAGCCUUUUAGGUGUCCCCAUUGCAUAUGAUAACAUCAAAGUGGUAGGUGAACUGGGAGAUAUUUAUGAUGAUCAAGGACACAUUCAUCUUAACAUUGAAGCAGAUUUUGUUAUUUUCUGCCCUGAACCAGGGCAAAAGCUUAUGGGCACAGUUAAUAAAGUAUCUUCUAGCCACAUUGGCUGUUUAGUACAUGGGUGUUUCAAUGCCUCCAUCCCUAAACCUGAGCAGAUGCCAGCUGAGCAGUGGCAGAUCCUAGAGAUAAAUGUGGGUGAUGAACUAGAAUUUGAAGUAUUUCGUUUGGACUCAGAUGCUGCUGGAGUAUUCUGCAUUCGGGGAAAAUUAAAUACCUCUAGUUUACAAACCAAGUGCUCUACAGUUUCUGAAGAAGUAACAGAAACUGGCACUGAAGAAAUUGUAGAAAAACCUCUGAAGAAGAAAAAGAAAAAGAAGACAGACCCAGAGCCAUAUGAAGUGGAGAGUGAUAACAGAGAACUAGCAGAUUUUGCAGAUGUCACUGUGAAAGAAGAGACAAACCUGCAGAUUAAUAAUACGAAUGGCUUCCAGAACGAAGAGCCAAAGAAGAAGAAGAAGAAAAGGCACCAGGAGGACCAGGAUCCUGUUUUCCAAGGUAGUGACUCCAGUGGUUAUCAGAGUGACCAUAAAAAGAGAAAAAAGAAAAGAAAACACAGUGAGGAAGCUGAAUUUACCCCACUUUUGGAACACUCAUCUAAAAAGAAAAGGGAAAAGUAAUUCCUUUAGUGCAUUUUACUCAGUUUUUUGAAGAUUGAUUUACAUACCGUAGACGAAUAAAUGUGGGUAUCAUAUGAAAUGCUUGUGUAUUCCAGUAGUCUGCAGAACAGGAAACAUUUCAUUAGUAGGAAUUUUUGGUGCUAAAAUUAUUAAAGUGGUAAUUACUUUUGGAAAUACCAAUAUUAUCAAACUGCCAUUUUAUUGUAUACAGAAUAAGAGGAUAAGACCUCUCUCAAGUCUUGCAUUUUUCCAGUUUUUACAUGCUACAUAAAAUUACUUCUGUCAUCUGAAGACUGGUAAAGGACUUUGUAAUAGAGUGUUAUUUGUAUCAUUACCGAAUGGUUUUGAGCUUGUGUAUUUUUUAGUAGGUUUGACCUUCAGUCAUAAUAUUAUAUGAGAUUUUUAGAUUUUCUCUUCUCUGGCUACUACGAGAUUUCUAUGGUUCUAUUUAGAAUGGUUUGCCAAAGGAGCUCUGAAGUCUCGAGAGCUCAUUAGAACCAUGCCACUCUUGACAGUGGUAGGAAACAUUGUUCACUGUUCUUCCCUUCCAGAUGUAUGUUGGUUUUUGUUUCUGUUUUUGUUUUUUUUUGUAUAAGAGGUUGAUGUAGAGGGCUCUUCUCUUGUACUUGUUUGUGUGUGCCUCAGCUGUAAAUGCCAUUCUUACUAGUAGGAAAUUUCUCAACUACUUUAUAAUUGGGUUAAGGUAUUAAAAACGAUUCUUAAGAGAAAAUUGCACUGUGAAAUGUGGACUGUGUCUUAACUACUGGAAAACACUGAUGAAAUGACAAGCUGGUUCAGGCUGAUAAUCAAUGCAUGGCCACAUUCAUUGAUUUAACAGUACCUGACCACUUUGCUGUGUGUGAAACAUUCUAAGGAACAGAUGUAUAAUGAUUGUAGUCCCUUCCCUUAUGUAGUGUCAUAGGAGAAACAGAUGCACACAUGCACAAUAUAUAUAAGUAAAAUACAGAAAGGCAGUAAUUCUGGGAAGUACUAAAAACAAGAGUGUCUACUGAAUGUAAA